Messenger RNA from Racocetra fulgida, 447 nucleotides. NCBI's taxonomy places the organism in Eukaryota, Fungi, Glomeromycota, Glomeromycetes, Diversisporales, Gigasporaceae. The record is from the annotation of a GenBank genome assembly.
GUUUUUCUUAUGAAGAAUUUCAAGCCGAUUUACCUUUUUUUCUUAAUGAUAGUAAUAACGAAAUGCAUUUCCCCUUUUUUCCUGAUGACAUUGAUACAGUAGAGCAUAUCGAUAACUUUAAAAAACAAUUUGAUAGUCAAAAUUUCUACGUAGAACUUCAAGAAAAUAUGGGUGUAGAAAUUCAAGGAAGCAUUGUCAUAGAACCUCAAGAAAAUAUGGAACCUCAAGAAAAUAUGGGUGUAGAAUUUCAGGGAAGCAUUGUCGUAGAACCUCAAGAACGUUUAAAAUCAGAAUUUCAAGGAAGUAUGAGUGUAGAAUUUCAUGAUAGUGCGGAUGUAGAAUUUUACGAUAGUAUGGAUGUAGAAUUUCAUGAUAGUAGGGAUGUAGAAUUUCACAAUAGUGUGGAUGUAAAAUUUCACAAUAGUAUGGAUGUAGAAUUUCACGAUA